AUGACUGGUGAAGAAUACUCAGGUCCUCCGGGACCAAAACUCAUGCGUCUCGUCUACUUCGUCGGCGCAGCAGUGGCCUGCACCGUUGCAAUCAAUAAGUGGCGCGAGUUUGAAAGCAAGUCAAUCAUCCAACAGCAGGAGAAGCAUCCAGGAGUCAAGGUAGUCGCGGAGAUAACUAAUUCGUCGGAUUCUGUUGGUGUUCACAAAGCUCUCAAAUAA
Molecule: messenger RNA, 219 nt
Organism: Lathyrus sativus (Indian pea)
Lineage: Eukaryota; Viridiplantae; Streptophyta; Magnoliopsida; Fabales; Fabaceae
Source: the annotation of a GenBank genome assembly